GACACUAAGUUACUAUAAUAUUGUAGCAGGAGAUUUGACUCUCAGUGGGUUUCCUUCAAGGCCAUUUCGAAAAGCCCUGCAGCAGGCACUCGAAAGUCAAAGACUGCCAUUUCUCCACGACACGAGCACUAAAUUCAAUUGAUUCUACGACCGUCUGAAAUUCGUAUCUUGCCGGCAGGUAGGCAACCAGUCCUUCUUAGGCUGUGGCGUUGCGCUUUUUAUUGUUGAUGUAAAUAUCUUCCGCGAGACUCAGUUCACCAUUCACGAUGGCUCCAGACUCGGAAGAAAGCCCUCUGCUGGUGCCCACCGCGCAUGAAGCUAUAUAUGACAGAUUCGCGUCAGGUCAAAAGAAAUGGAUCGUGUUUCACGUGUCUUUAGUGGGUCUGUUGGCUAUGUUCGUCCAAGUGACGUUCGUGCCUUCUAUCCCUCAGAUAGCUAAAGAUCUCAACUUAACGCAUGCUGUCGUCAACUUGGCUUUGAGCGUAUCAACCUUGGCUACUGCUAUCGGAGCGUUGGUUUGGGCUGCUUAUUCGACUUUCUACGGACGUCGAUCGAUAUAUCUGUGUGGAAUACCUUUUCUGUGCGUUGGGAGCUGCGGUGUCGCGCUGUCGACUUCGUUGCAGAGCCUGUUAUUCUGGCGAUUCGUGCAGAUGUUUGGAUGUGCUGGGGCCUUGUCUUUGGGGACUGGUACAAUUGGCGACAUUUAUAAAUUGGAGGAGAGGGGGACUGCCAUCGGGAUAUUCUUUAGUGUCACGCUUCUCGGGUUCACUUUUGCCCCGUUUCUUGGAGGUGCUGCAACACAGUAUUGGUCCUGGCGCAAUUUGCACUAUUCCGUUGGUGCAUGGGGCUUACUCGAGAUGCUUUUCAUAUACCUUUCGUUUCCUGAGACGAGCCAUCCCGGCACAUUGGGCAUUGAUAAACUGCCGUCCAGGAGAUGGUUCCAUAUCAAAUGGAUUAAUCCUCUGAGCAGUCUUUGGUUGCUUCGCAGUCCUAACCUAUUUGCCGUUAUGCUUGCGUCAGCUCUGAUGCUCAACACUAUGUAUGUUCUCCUCGUACCGAUAGCGUAUACUGUUGGCAUUCGGUAUGGAAUCACGAACGACGCCAUCAUCGGGGCGUUUUUCCUCCCAAAUGGACUGGGAAGCUUCACCGGGACUCUUGUUGCUGGCCGCCUGUCGGACAUUGUAGUCAGAAGAUGGCGGGAGAAGCGAAGAGGAGCGUAUUGUCCUGAAGACCGCUUGAGAGCAACGUGGAUCGGAGGGUUGUUUGUUGUCCCGUUGUCUAUUGGGGCCUCAGGGCUGAUAACGACGUAUAUCGGGGGGCCGAUUGGCCUUGCGCUGAAUGUAUUAUGCCUCUAUGUGAAUGGAGUGGGGGUCGAAUCAGUGUUGAAUCCUAUUAAUUCUUAUAAUGUGGACAUACUGCAUUCUCGAAGCGCAGAGGCCGCAGCUGUUUGCAUGGCGAGCUGGUCGCUUAUUAUGUCUGCUACCACUGCUCUUAUCAUUCCGUCGAUCGAGCGUAUAGGUGUUGCGUGGACGGACAUCAUUGCGGCUGUCCUUGCAGUCAUUGGACAAGGGAUCAUUAUCUUGACGAUUCGUUAUGGCGAUCGCAUGAGGGCGAGCAUAGAUGUUGGUUUCUCGACCGUGGAGAAUAAUUGAC
Molecule: messenger RNA, 1653 nt
Organism: Suillus bovinus
Lineage: Eukaryota; Fungi; Basidiomycota; Agaricomycetes; Boletales; Suillaceae
Product: major facilitator superfamily domain-containing protein
Exons: 13
Coding region: 267-1652 (461 amino acids)
Biological process (GO): transmembrane transport
Molecular function (GO): transmembrane transporter activity
Source: RefSeq, a predicted model, not a curated record